Pimephales promelas (fathead minnow) is the source of this 4951-nucleotide messenger RNA. RefSeq names its product solute carrier family 12 member 7a (gene slc12a7a). Gene Ontology annotation, cellular component: plasma membrane. Gene Ontology annotation, biological process: chloride ion homeostasis; chloride transmembrane transport; cell volume homeostasis. Lineage: Eukaryota; Metazoa; Chordata; Actinopteri; Cypriniformes; Leuciscidae. The record is from RefSeq and is a predicted model, not a curated record. Gene Ontology annotation, molecular function: potassium:chloride symporter activity.
GGUUUGCAUUAAGGUUAAGCUUAUAGUUAGUUAUAGACUUGCGCUCAGUGCCACCAGUCAGUCUGAUGUUGCAGUUAAACCUCCGAUGUCAACAUACAGCAUGUACUGGAGCCAAAUAAUGAGUAAAGAAGAAAGAAAGUGUGAGACAAUCAGAUACGAGAAGUACAAGACUUGGACAACUGCUGGAACACAGACAGACUGAUCCCACUAGCAGUGCAUCGAAAUUAAAAUGAGAUCAGCUGCAGUAGUGCUGUUCAAAAGACAGCUUUGCGUCCGAGGAGACAGCAUUUAGCUGAGGCAUAGUGUCUCCUGUUUUAAUCAAACUACAGACUAGGUAAAAAGGUUCUCACUAGACCUUCAGACGCACUCACGCCUUUGUCUCCCUCUCAGCAUGGAGUGUGAUUCAGAGUUGAAUGCACAGACGAUAGUUGAGGAUACCCUCAGGGAAACCAGCUCCUUAAUUAGCACAGAUCAUGAUGACAGCAUCUACGGCAAGAAUAUGGCUCUCUAUGAGGACGAGAUGGACAGCACUCCGAUGGUGUCAUCCCUCCUCAACAAACUUGCCAACUACACCAACAUAACCCAGGGGGUCGUCGAGCAUGAGGAGGCUGAGAGUGAGGAUGGGAUUCAGAGAGUCACUGUGAAGGGCCCUCAGAUGGGAACUUUUAUAGGUGUGUUCCUGCCCUGCAUGCAGAACAUUCUGGGUGUAAUUCUGUUCCUGCGGCUCACGUGGAUAGUGGGUACUGCGGGGAUCAUGGAGGCCCUUGCUAUCAUCUUUAUGUGCUGUUCUUGUACCAUGCUGACUGCAAUUUCAAUGAGUGCCAUUGCGACUAAUGGUGUAGUGCCUGCUGGUGGCUCAUACUACAUGAUUUCCAGAGCAUUAGGCCCAGAGUUUGGAGGAGCAGUGGGUCUGUGUUUCUACCUGGGCACCACAUUUGCAGGAUCUAUGUAUAUAUUAGGAACCAUGGAAAUUUUUUUGACAUACAUCAUGCCCACUGCCAAUGUGUUUGGAGAGGAGGAGCCAUAUUGGAUGCAAAAUAACAUGCGUAUUUAUGGCACAUGCUGUUUAGCUAUCAUGACCCUGGUAGUGUUUGUUGGAGUUAAAUAUGUCAACAAACUGGCCUUAAUCUUCCUGUCCUGUGUAGUGCUGUCAAUUAUGGCCAUUUACGCAGGUGUCAUCCAAAGCGCAUUAAAGGAAUCCAAUUUUAAAAUCUGUCUACUAGGCAACCGCACCUUGAAAAAUUCUAAUUUUGACAAGUGUGAAAAGACGGAGGUCAUCGACAAUGUAACCCGCCCUACCGAAGUGUGGAAACUUUUUUGCCAAGGUGACUUAGGAAAUGCAACAUGUGAUGAGUACUUCACCCUUAACAAUUUGACAGUGAUUGAGGCUGUUCCUGGCUUGCGCAAUAAUGUCAUAUCAGAGAACAUGUGGGGACACUAUGGACAAUACGAGGCAAUAGUGGAGAAGAAGGGACAGAGAUCAGAAUGGGCUUCAGAUAACUCUGACAAGAACAUGUCAAGGCCUUAUGUCCUCAAUGACAUCACCACCUUCUUCACCCUUCUGGUUGGAAUCUACUUCCCCUCAGUAACAGGAAUCAUGGCUGGAUCGAACAGGUCUGGAGAUCUUAGAGACCCUCAGAGGUCCAUUCCCACUGGCACCAUUAUGGCUAUUGCAACCACCUCCUUAAUCUACAUUUCUUGUGUAGUGUUAUUUGGAGCAUGUAUUGAAGGUGUGGCGUUGCGAGACAAGUAUGGAGUCUCAGUUAAGAACACUCUAGUUGUUUCAACACUAGCUUGGCCUUCUUCAUGGGUGAUUGUGAUUGGCUCAUUUUUCUCAUGUUGUGGUGCGGGCCUACAGAGCCUCACUGGUGCUCCCAGGAUCCUUCAGGCUAUAGCUAGAGAUGGCAUCAUGCCAUUCUUACAGGUGUUUGGUCAUAGUAAAGCUAAUGGUGAGCCAACCUGGGCCUUACUCCUAACUGCAGCCAUCUGUGAGAUUGGGAUCCUCAUCGCUUCCCUAGAUGAUGUUGCUCCCAUCCUGUCAAUGUUUUUCUUGAUGUGUUACCUCUUUGUAAACCUGGCCUGUGCUGUCCAAACACUUCUACGCACCCCAAAUUGGAGGCCAAGAUUCAAGUUCUACCACUGGUCCCUCUCUUUCCUUGGGAUGAGCCUGAGUCUCUCCCUCAUGUUUGUCUCAUCUUGGUUCUAUGCUUUGUUUGUCAUACUGAUUGCUGGAUGCAUCUACAAGUACAUUGAAUACAGAGGGGCGGAGAAGGAAUGGGGAGAUGGGAUUCGAGGAUUAUCCCUUAAUGCAGCUCGUUAUGCCUUAAUAAAACUGGAAGAGGCGCCACCUCACACAAAGAACUGGAGACCUCAGCUGCUGGUGCUCCUAAAGUUGGACUCUGACUUGGGGGUAAAACAUCCACGUCUGCUUUCCUUUACCUCACAGCUGAAGGCUGGGAAAGGCCUGACCAUCGUCUGCUCAGUGCUGGAGGGCACCUAUAUGGCUCGUGGGGCAGAUGCUAAGCUCUCUGAACAGAAUAUCAAAGCAGCCAUGGCAAAAGAAAAAACUAAGGGUUUCUGUCAUGUGGUGGUGUCCUCUAAUCAGCGGGAUGGUUUCUCUCACCUGAUCCAGUCCGCAGGGCUGGGUGGCAUGAAACACAAUGCUGUGCUGGUGGCCUGGCCCGCACACUGGAAGCAGUCAGAGAGCUCCCUCUCUUGGAAGAACUUCAUUGAAACCAUCAGAGAGACAACAGCUGCCCACCAGGCCCUGUUAGUGGCAAAAAACAUUGAUACAUUUCCCACAAACCAGGACCGGUUAGCUGAGGGUACCAUUGAUGUCUGGUGGAUUGUCCAUGAUGGUGGUCUACUCAUGCUUCUUCCGUUCCUGCUCCGCCAGCACAAGGUUUGGAGAAAGUGUAAGAUGAGGAUCUUCACAGUGGCUCAGAUGGAUGACAACAGCAUCCAGAUGAAGAAAGACCUGCAGACCUUCUUGUACCACUUGCGUCUUGAAGCGAAGGUGGAAGUUGUGGAAAUGCACGCAGGCGAUAUCUCGGCCUUCACCUAUGAGAAGACCCUUGUGAUGGAACAACGCUCUCAGAUGCUGAAGCAGAUGCAGCUUUCGAAGACAGAGCGGGAGAGAGAGAUUCAAAGCAUUUCAGAUGAAUCCCGGAAUUCCGUCAGGAGGAAGCCCUGCGACCAGAAAACAUCUCACAAGAAUAAGUCACAAGUGCCAACUGUAAUUCUGGACGAGCCUCAGCUGAUUCAUGACAGGAACACUAAGUCACAUGCCGUUCAGAACGACAAGCCCACACCCACGUCCGACAGGGUCCAUAUGACCUGGACCAAAGAGAAGCUGAUUAGUGAGCGCAACCGCCUUCGGGAGGCCAACAUGGCUGUGCGGGACAUCUUCAAUAUGAAACCAGAGUGGGAGAAUCUGGAUCAGACUAAUGUGAGAAGAAUGCACACUGCAGUGAAACUGAAUGAGGUUGUAGUUAACAAAUCCCAGGGAGCCCAACUGGUGCUGCUGAACAUGCCAGGACCACCCAAAAACCAGGGCGGGGAUGAGAACUACAUGGAGUUCCUGGAGGUCCUCACAGAUGGAUUGGAGCGGGUGCUGCUGGUCCGAGGUGGCGGCAGGGAGGUCAUCACCAUUUACUCGUAGCAUCAUGCAGGAACAUACACUGAGGAGAGCAUUUCUGUCAGGAGAAGCUGUCUAGAGCUACAGAAACUGUACAAAUGGGCUCAAGACAGGAAGUCCCACUCCAGCUGCAGGCCAGCACAGCACAUUUGAGGAUUCUUUUCAUUUCCUUCUCAUUUAGCAGUCCAAUUGUGAUCAGAUCGACGAAAACGUAUUUUAAUAACAGGUGUAAACAGACGUGAUCCAUAUUAAUCAUUUAAAUGGAGACAGGCCAGAGACCUAGAUUUAUCCAAUAAGACUUGAAGAGAGUGGCAUCAGCUGCCUUAUUGCUGAGAUAUGUAACUCUAAGGGACAGUGUUUAUUUGUAAUUUUAUGUGUUAAAUAUGUAGUUUUUCAUCUCAUCGCAUUAUUCUGCUGAGUUUUGAUAUCAGUGUUGCUCACAGUGAUUUUAUCAUUAGCCAAACAUUAAAUCUGUCAGUAUUGAAUAUUUCAUAGUUUUAAUACUACUUUUUUCCCUAUUCUUUUCAUGACACUGGCAAUAUUUUUCUCAAAACAAAUAUGUAUAAUUUAUAUGAAUGUUUUUUACAUAUUUUAUAUUAAAAAGUCUUUCAAAAGUGUCAUAAAGGUAAAUUCAGAGUGUAUAUACUCAUGAAUACACUCCUUGUUGGAAAAAGUGUAAAUAAUUUUAAAAAAAAUGUAGGCUAUGUGUUGGUGAAUCAUUUCUGGAAAUGUUUUUUUUUUUUUUUUUUAAUUACAAUCAACUCUUGCUGACAGGCCUGAUAUACAAUGCACACCUUCCUCUCCAGUAGAGGGGGAUGAACACAAACCAUUAAAUACUCCCAUUGUGAUACAUUGUUUUGCAGUAACAUCUCAGCUGUCAGUAGAACAGACAGGACUGAAAUACUUGAUAUGUUUGAGAUUUAGUGUUCUGUGGGUGCCGUACUGGACACUGUAUCAAAGAUUUAUUGUAACCACAAAAUAUUAUCUAAGAAUACUGACCAUGGAAGAAUAUACUUUUAGGGAAUAACAAAUCCUUUUACCCUGUAAAACCCUAACUUCUUGCUUUAUAUGCUUCUUGUGUUUCACACGAGGCUCUAUUUUCAGUUAAUUCUCUUGGCAAGUUUUCUUGUCAUGUGGUUUGAAAUGACUAAUUUCAACAGCUUGCAGUCAUAGAACACCCCAUACACAACGACACUGUAUCCCGAGCCAACCGUGUCUCACUGUGCCUUCAUGCAGGGGUAGUUAUAUCUUUUAUUCACAACUUUUUGUGCCAUUACCUUUUUUUUUGUAAAGAAUAAAAACAUUCAUCCAUGA